GCGGAAGCUCACCAGCGAGCUGUCCCAAACGGCAAACUCUGGGUUGUGGCAGACCCGUCCAUGCGUGAGCACCCCACCUUCCUUCGACUCGUCGAGGAGCUUGGGGCUGAGGUGUUCAAGGGCAUGGACCAGGUCCCCAGUGCCGCUUGGCUUGGGGAUUUCGUUUGGCUCCGCUCUGCUACGCAGAUCGCCAUCUCUCCCAGUACCUUUGCGUGGUGGGCUGCGUUUCUCAGUGAGGCCACCACUGUCUAUGUGCCUCUCCUACCGGGCCAGGUGCCCAUGCCCUGGUGUCCGCUUUUUCCAGAGAUUCUACGACUUCUGGAGUAA
Molecule: messenger RNA, 327 nt
Organism: Symbiodinium pilosum
Lineage: Eukaryota; Dinophyceae; Suessiales; Symbiodiniaceae
Source: the annotation of a GenBank genome assembly